Messenger RNA from Diatraea saccharalis (sugarcane borer), 351 nucleotides. The record is from the annotation of a GenBank genome assembly. NCBI's taxonomy places the organism in Eukaryota, Metazoa, Arthropoda, Insecta, Lepidoptera, Crambidae.
AUGGCGUUUCCACAGCCUAACGCGCAAAGAGAAUUAACAAAUCGGAAGAUAUUAGAGGAACUUCAAUUGAAGAAACAGAUGCUUUUAAAGCAAGGUGCUGUUACUCCACUUACUGCUACAUCUAUAGCACUGACUCAACCAAACCCAGUUAGCCAACUGCCUAUGUGUUCCAUUCCACCUGUCUCGGCGACUGCUGGAUUCCCUCAACUACCAGAAGCAAAUAUAGUGAAUACUAGUCACCGUGCCGCACUACAACACGCAAAUGCUACAUCUUGUGGCUUUUUUGUAUCUCAAGAUUCAUCAUUUGGUAACCAAAUACUGCCAGUGCUUCCACGGUUUGAUAACAAGUAA